UGCAUCAAUAAUACAUUAGCUCCUGACUGUGGAUACCUCAGGAGGAGCUGCGCCACCAGCGCUGGUGGAGAGACUGUUUGCUUAGUGGAGACCGUGGAGUCCGAUCUGACUGUCUGGGGCUGAGACCUUGUUAGUGUUGGGGAAGAGGUGGGGAUCCGCUUUGGUGGUACCUGCCGUUCAAUGGUAAAGGUAUGCAGGGCAGGCAACGUAUCCUGGUGGUGUGCUUGCUGCUCCGGUUGCAUACUGCAGGAUCUUUUUCAGGAGAUUAUGAACACUUUGAGACAAGAGGUCGGAAAAUGCCAUUCAGCAGUGGAAAGCCAACAUUUAUCUACCACCGUGUGCAAAACAUUGAUAAAGGUGCGGACUUAAGUGGCAUAGAAAUGCAACGAAGCAGAAUCAAUGAGCCAUUUUUCAGCAAAUACGUAGACCGAGGCAGACCUCAUCCUGCUAUGAUUGUCAAAUCGACUUUCCCAAGAGUAUCAAAUGAUCGAAGCUCUCACUUUGUCACAAAUGAUGAUCAGUGGUCAGAAAUUGAAAACCUCCCUAUUCCAGAAGAUGACUUGAUAUCAGUGGCAAUGCAAAUGGAUGUAAAAAAAAUGAAUGUUACCUUACUUCGGAUAUUCCGUGAAGGAAUAGCUGCUGCCUUGGGACUUUUGCCACAGCAAGUUCAUAUCAAUCACCUCAAUGUAAAGAAAAACUGCAUUGAAUUUUAUAUAUCUCCAAUGAAUCGUGAAAGUGGCAUAUUAGAUCCAAUACCUUCUGAAGAAGUGAUACAAUCGCUCAAUGUAAAUAUGAUGCACCAAAGUCUCUCAGAAUUUGGCAUCACACAGGUUACCCCUGAGAAAAAUGCUUUGCAUGGAGACCAUGGGAGAGAUGGACUCUGGAACAAAGAAGGUGUCUAUACCGUUGUCAUAUUCCUCACUGCCUUUGUUAUUAUCAUCACAUGUUUAAUGUUUCUGUACAGGUUGAAGGAGAAACUUCAAUUUCAAAUCAAUCAGGAUAAACAACAACACCAACACAUCAACCUUGGUUCCAUCCCUGUGCAGCAGCCACAGCCAGAAGUUAAAAUUGCAAACAGUAUGGUGCAGCCUGGGCCCGCUUCCGGUGCUGUGAGCGUUAACAUCGAUCCACAGGGUCGGUCCACACCAGAGGUCAAACCUUAUGUGGCGUCCAGCCCCUCGCCAUUCAAAAUGAAGCCAGCUUGUCUUCAGGAAAGGCGCGGUUCAAACGUAUCACUUACGUUGGAUAUGAGUACCUUGGGAAAUGUUGAAUCAUUCAGUAUUGCACCUACACCCCGUGAGAAAAUAUUUCUGGAGUAUCUACAGACUGCCAGCCGGGUGUUAACCAGAUUACAACUAAAAGAAAUAGUAGCAAGUGCCCAGUCCUUUCAAGCUGAAUUCAUGGAAAUUCCCAUGAAUUUUGUGAAUCCCAAAGAGCUGAGUAUCCCGUGUCAUGGAACUAAGAAUAGAUAUAAAAACAAUUUUGCCAACACUAUUCUUCCAAAUCCACACAGCAGAGUAUGCCUGAUACCAAAGAGUCAAGAUGAACCUGUUAGCAGUACCUACAUUAAUGCCAACUACAUCAGGGGUUAUGGUGGUCAGAAAAAGGCUUAUAUUGCAACCCAGGGCCCUAUGAUCAAUACAGUGAAUGACUUCUGGCGGAUGGUUUGGCAAGAGGAUUGUCCAGUGAUUGUUAUGAUAACCAAACUGAAAGAAAAGAAUGAGAAAUGUGUUUUGUACUGGCCAGAGAAGAGGGGUAUAUAUGGGAAAGUUGAAGUCCUUGUGAACAGCAUUACUGAAUGUGAGCAUUAUGUCAUCCGGGAUCUUACUCUUAAGCAUGAAGGCAAGUCUCAAAACAUAAAACACUACUGGUACAAAUCCUGGCCUGACCACAAGACUCCCGACAGUGCUCAGCCACUGCUGCAACUCAUGCUGAAAGUGGAGGAGACCAGACAGAAGUCACCUGGCCGAGGACCUAUUGUGGUACACUGCAGUGCUGGGAUAGGGAGAACCGGCUGUUUUAUUGCCAUCACCAUUGGAUGCCAUCAGCUCAGAAAUGAAGGAGUGGUCGAUAUUCUGAGCAUUGUUUGCCAACUGCGGGUGGACAGAGGAGGAAUGAUUCAGACCAGUGAACAGUAUGGAUUUGUACAUCAUGCUCUGAGUCUCUACGAUAGUGAGAUCUCACCUGACACCAGCCAGUGAAUCUGCCAGAUAACACUCUUCAUCCAGAGCAACCUUUAAUGCGAAUUUGUAUGUGAGUAAGAAGGUAAUGGCAUACUUGCUAGCUAGAAAAUCCAGAAGUGGAAUCACCUUGGCAAUAGGAUGGCACAUUGAGAACUAAUGAAGCUUAACAAAGAGAGAUGGAAAAGAGACUGUUUGCCAGAUUAAGUGAAAAUAUCUAACUGAAUGUGGUAUAUUUUCUAAAUUCUGUUAUAGGAAAAUGAAACUGACUAAAAUCACGUGGCAUUUUAUCUGUGUCUAAUAAAGUUCUUCAUGUUAAAUUCAGUUCAACAAUAAUUGCAAACUCUGUGGUCGAUGAAACUAUGGAAUAGCAGUGUUGGUUGAAUUUGUUUGUGGGAGACAUGGAAAAGAAGUAUAAUUUCAAUAUAAGCUCUGUAUUGAAUGUUUCUGUAUUCCAAACUGACAGAGCUCUUAAUGUGAUUUAUUAAUAUAUACAUGUGAAAAGUGCUAUUACAUAUGUGGUGAAUUUUCUUUUUUGCCACAUAAUUGUCUUGCUGCCGAAACGCACAAGUGUUUAAUUCAUGAAAAACUGUCAAAUUCUGAAACUUUUAAAACUCCCUAAAUGUUUUAUAUGUCAUGUAGAUGCAGAUUUUUAUUUGUGAUAUGGUGUUAAAUUGUAUGCACAUUGAUAAUCCAAACUAGCAGUCGAAUUGCACAAUGUUAAAUGAAUCAUUCUAUGUAUUCUUCUGUCCAUGGCUCUGUAUUUUAUUGAGAUGGUCUUAAUGUAAGAGCUUCCUAGAUAUUGAGCAAACCUGUGAUUGAUACGCAGCAUUGUUUGCUUCCUCUUUCUCUCUCUCUCUCAGUAUAUAUAUUAUAGCUACAUAUAAUAUAUAUAUAUAUAUGGAUAUACAAAUCUUUUAAUCAAAUUGAAUGUUGUGAAAUAGUGUAAUUUUUGUUCCUCUUGGCAGAGAAGAAGCGCACUCUGUAAAUCUGUGGGAAUAUAUUUAACAACAUAAUAAUGGAAAUCCAAAACUAUGAAGCAUUGAUGUUGUUUAAACUGUAUGUGGCUAUUUGGCAUAUGUUCCAGUUGAUGAGACAUAUUUUAAAUUCCUUUUUGUCAGUGCAGGAAAUUGUUUACAUUAAUAAGUUUUUUACAUAAAACAGUGCAGAAUCUGCACUGGGUAACUUGUGUUUUUAUUCUGCGUUGUUAAUUGACAUUAGCUGUUAAAUGACAAUAAAUACACCAGACCUUUUUGAAA
Molecule: messenger RNA, 3439 nt
Organism: Pristis pectinata (smalltooth sawfish)
Lineage: Eukaryota; Metazoa; Chordata; Chondrichthyes; Rhinopristiformes; Pristidae
Product: receptor-type tyrosine-protein phosphatase R-like
Exons: 15
Coding region: 192-2201 (669 amino acids)
Biological process (GO): protein dephosphorylation
Molecular function (GO): protein tyrosine phosphatase activity
Source: RefSeq, a predicted model, not a curated record